AUGGCCCCCAAACGAGGAGAGUCCAUAGAGCGCUCCGACGAGCGCGAGGAGUUUAUGCAGAAAUUGGCCAGUUAUCACGAAAAGCGCGGCACAAAUCUCGAAACCGAGCCAAAAGUCGGCAUUCGACACGUCGACCUGUUCAAGUUGUACCGUCGCGUCGUCGAUGAAGGAGGAUAUGAUCUCGUUUCCGACACCAAAGCGAAGCCGUUGAUGUGGCGCAAACUGGCGGAGGAAUUUGUUGGCAAGAACCAGUACACCGCGGCGCAAGCAUUCCAGAUCAAGAACGUCUACUAUAAGAAUCUAUGCGCGUAUGAGAUCAGCACACACUGGCAGAAGGAGCCGCCGCCAAAGGAGAUCUUGGAGGAGGUGACAGCCAAGGGCGCAAAUGUUAUGACGCGAACGCUGGAAAACUUUGUGAAGCCCGCAACGCGCGAUCAGGAGCUGAACGGGGACGCCAGCGACGCCAGCCCAGAACAAAAGACACCUAAGGAGGAAAAGAUGGAGAAUGCAGAUGAACCGGGCAGCGGGGCUGGCCGAACGACUCGCGGCCUCAGACAGCAGCCGCCGCAACGCCAACUCUUCCAGCCGGACCUCACUUCUGGCCGGCAGAUGCGCGGCCAAAAUCAAGGAUCGCAGGCGUCUCCUACCCCAGGAGCUGGUGUGAACGGCCACAUGCCUAGCUCAUCCGUUACCAACGGCGCGUCGGCCACACUUGCCUCAUAUGAGCCAUCACAAGCAUACGCGUUAUCGCUCAAACCUGUCAUCACGCCUGCCAACAAUCCCGAGUUCUACCGUAAUGAGCGGAAACGGAAGCUCGAGGCCAGUGCUGGACCUCUCGCCAAGAAGUACAGGAACAUCAUGCUUCCAGGAACAGGUUUCAUUGGACCCAACAYCUACGUUCGUGCACAGCUUGCCUUGCAAAGUGGUAUUCCAGAUGAAGAGCAGUAUGCGCUGCAUCAUCUCGUCAAGAUUAGCCAUGAACGAGGCGACAAGUACCGCUUUGAUCAAUUUCCUGGACUGGCUGAUGCCCUGAUCAAGAAAGUCCUCUCUGUGACAGGCCUCUUUUACGAUAUUGACUGGGAUGUCAUGUACGACGAAGAGUUUUUCGCUGGUGAUGAAGAGACUCUCAAUGGUCUCGAUGGCACUCCGGACAUUGUUCAACGGCUCAAAUCUCACAUUCCGAUUGUCUCGGACGAUUCAGUACUGGACUCGACAUUCAUCACAAAGCUAAAUCGGAUGACGGAAGCAGCCUUGGUGACCCGCAAUAUGUCGUUGCAGGAAGAAAACGCAGCCUACCUCUCUCGCUUACCUCUCAUCAGGGAUCUGAUCUCGGUGGUCCUGCACAUACCUCAGCAUACUAGCAUUGUAGAGCUACGGCAUUACGUUCUUGACAUCGCCGAGCAAGUUCUGAAGUAUAUCGACGUCAGCGCCCAAGAUCCCCUAUAUCAAGGCUUGAUUCAGCAAACGCUCAGCUCUGAUCGCGGCGCCGUCGUGACGGCCCUCAAGACCAUAAGCAGGAUUGCAAUGACCCAUCCCCAGCCCAAACGACUCGACGAUGUGCCUUCUCUGGUCCUGAGACGCGUCCAGGAAUACUUGCUGGUCGAGGACGAAGAGUUGCGCUCGGCCUGCCUGGAUUUUUUGAUGCAGUACACCUCAUUCAGCGACAACGUGGAGAAUUUGCUGCAGUUCACGGACGCAGAAGCUCUUGGCCGGCAGCUCAGUCGACUCGUGCUGUUCACUACCAAAGAGCAGAAAGUACAGCACCCAACCAAGCAACCUGAGGUUGACAACAGUGCGCCGCCUCCAGUACCCCGUCUAUCAACAAGCAUAGUGGAGAGCCUGCUGAAAAUGGAUGAGCCAGAUCGAUCGUCGGAAUGGCUGCGAAUGUGUUUCGUGGCAGAUUCAAAUGCUGAGAUGACCCAAAUAUCCUUGUGGCAGGCAUACCAGGGCACAUUCGUGCCUUAUUCGGCCACGCACCCGCAUCUAAUAGCGGGCGAAUUCAUCAAAAAUGUCAGCACGACCUUCCAGGGUGCAACAGCACAGGUCGCAGGCUCAAACAAGUAUGUCAUCAGAGGCAUCAAAUCUCGCAAGGCUCCGGUAGAUACGGGCAUGCUUCCAGGGGCAAAAGCAAGCGAUAAGGGCAAGGAACUCUACCGUUGCCACUGGCAGGUGACAAGUACUGUUGACGGACCCCGCGACCCUAUCACGGGCUACCCCAGUGGACGUAUCGCACGAGACCUCGAUUGUGCGGAGUGGCUCAGGUCAAGUGAAGAUAUGCUGAAACACAUUUUGAUACAUCAUCUGCAAGUCCCGAAGAAGGCGCUCACACCAUCGGAAGUUGACAAGAUGGAUCUCGACUCCACGCCGGUUCCGUUCCCAGCGACGCCUUCCAGUGUGCCGAAUGGUGCCAGUGGGCUUUCGUUUAGAGAAAAUCUGGACCUCGAGACGGCGGACAAGACUACAUACAAGUGUCGAUGGGCGGAUUGUGCGCGCACCUCGACUGAAUUUUCUGGGGCCAAAGUGUCAUCCACUGCGCUCUUUGCACGGCAUAUCGAAACACAUUUGCCAGAAAGUGACACUACCAGGACCAAGCACAAUCUGACACCAGACGCGGCCUCGUUGCCAGCCGUCAGAGAGGAGACAAAGUUGACCAUGCUGGAGGACGAGAAUGGGGAAGCUGCAGGCGUUCCUGUACGCGCUGUUUUGGUUCUGCGGAAUAUUGCACGGUUCAUGCCAAAGGCUGUAGGGAACGCCAAUGGUCUGGGUGUCGCAAAAGGCGGCUGGAAUAAGGACGACAAAAGUGAUCCUAUGACGGUCGUGUUUGACAGCGAAGUGCGAGAGCGCCUCUUCCACGCCAUGUCGUUCAGCAAAACCAUCCGGGAGUAUGUUGCCUCGGUCUUCAGAGCGAUAAAGGCAAGCGGGGGUUGA
Molecule: messenger RNA, 2928 nt
Organism: Ramularia collo-cygni
Lineage: Eukaryota; Fungi; Ascomycota; Dothideomycetes; Mycosphaerellales; Mycosphaerellaceae
Product: related to Los1p
Exons: 2
Coding region: 1-2928 (975 amino acids)
Biological process (GO): regulation of DNA-templated transcription
Molecular function (GO): DNA binding
Source: RefSeq, a predicted model, not a curated record